Molecule: messenger RNA, 1713 nt
Organism: Megalopta genalis
Lineage: Eukaryota; Metazoa; Arthropoda; Insecta; Hymenoptera; Halictidae
Source: RefSeq, a predicted model, not a curated record
AUGCAGCAACUCACUAAGGAGCAGGAGCUCACUAUUGGCGGACUGUGUAGAAUCCUGCCAAAUUUCAAGCAUUUGGGAAAGGCAAAAUUCUCCAAAGCCGCCGCCGAAGAGCGCCUUUGCCGCUUGCGGACCGAGUGGGACUCAUACCGACUCCUCCACCUUCAGUUAGAAUUGAAAGCCACCGCCGAGGACCGUGAGAGCCGAGACUAUUUCGCGCAAGGAUACUUUAAGCGUGCCAAGACGGAGUUUGAGCAGGCAAGUGACUUCUUCGUGGAGUUGGUCACAUCGUUUAGGAGCGGGGCGUCUGCGCUGGCUGACGCGGGCCAGCGGCUGCAGCAUUUCAAGGGUGCAUUAGAAGGAGAGGCCGCGUCCGAGGUCGCUCACUACUCCGUGACAGCGGCGAACUUUGGCAUCGCGUGGGCGGCUUUGGUCAGGAGGUACGACCAACUGGUGGUCAGUGCGCUGCUGUCGAGCUUCCUGGCCCUUGCGCCGCUCUCCCGCGAUCGCGACGGCAGCGGUCUCGCUUUGCUGCGCCGUCGCACUAACGAGGCGUUGCCCCAACUUAAGAAUUUGGGGCGGCCGGUGGACCACUGGGACGACCUGCUGGUCCAUCUCACGGUGGAGAAACUCGACCCGAAGUCGAGGGAGGUGUGGAUACAUGAGCUCAGGAUGGCCCCUGAGCCAUCGACUGUCUCCGCGGAGCGUAGGCCGGCCCAACCUCCACCACCGGUACGCUCCCACGCGAUUGUGACAACGGCGGCGAGCCGUUGCCGGAAGUGCGGCGACAACCACCCGUUAUUCCGGUGCCCUGCGUUCAGGGGCGUGGCGCCCAACCUGCGCCGGGAGUUUGUUAGGACGCGCUGUUGUUGCUUCAACUGCCUCCGAUCGGAACACCCCGCGACUUCGUGUUCCUCCGCGUCGUGCUGCUCCAUUUGCAAUGGUUCGCACCACACCCUGAUUCAUCAGGAUCCCGGUGUUGGUGCCAGGCCAGAUGCAACCGCGGUCAAACCUGGGCGGGAUUCGACGACGAACAUCUCCGGUCCACAACUGCGCCGCACGCGAAAGCGGGAACAGGGCCGUACUGCUCGCGACCGCUCCAGUUUGGGUACUGUCACGCGACGGGGGGAGGGGGGGGGUAGUAAGGCCGCUGAGGACCUGAUGGACCAGGGAUCAGAGGCGACCUUCGUCUCCCAAUCUCUCGUCCAGGCCCUCCGCAUUCCCAAACGGCCCGCUGCUAUCACCGUGACGGGUGCGGGGGACGUUCCGGUGGGUCGCGUGAAUUCGCGGAUCGACAUCGUUUUACGGUUGACUGAGCGCGGGAACGCACCUAUGCCGCAUUCCGUGCACGUACUCCGGCGACUAACCGCGUACGCGUCCAAGGCGACCGUCGAUGUUCGCGACUACCCGCAUCUGCAGGACCUCGUCUUGGCGGACCCUGAUCCGACCUUAGAUCUCCUCGUAGAUCUUUUGAUCGUGGCCGAUUGUUACGGAGAUGUGAUCGGUCCCGGCCUGCGCCGCGGAACAAUUGGCCAGCCCAUAGCGCAUGAGUCGGUGUUCGGUUGGGACGUCUCGGGCGCCACGUCGACGCCCGCGAACGAUCCCGAUUCCUCCGUGACGUCCCUGCACUGUCGCGCGGAGGAAAGGUUAGAGCAGCAAUUGCGUUUUGCUCUGGGAGUUCUAGGAAGCGAGUUCCAAGUCUGUUCUCUCCCCUGA